Vombatus ursinus (common wombat) is the source of this 753-nucleotide messenger RNA. RefSeq names its product olfactory receptor 52N2. Gene Ontology annotation, cellular component: membrane. Lineage: Eukaryota; Metazoa; Chordata; Mammalia; Diprotodontia; Vombatidae. The transcript has a single exon. Gene Ontology annotation, biological process: G protein-coupled receptor signaling pathway. Gene Ontology annotation, molecular function: G protein-coupled receptor activity; olfactory receptor activity. The record is from RefSeq and is a predicted model, not a curated record. The annotation marks the transcript as partial.
AUGCCCAUCAUGUCCAACUUCAAUAGCUCCAGCCUGACUCCCACAUUCUUCAUUCUGAAUGGAGUUCCUGGGUUGGAAGCAUCUCACAUAUGGAUCUCCUUCCCAUUCUGCUCCAUGUACCUCAUUGCUGUUUUGGGGAAUAGUGGACUCCUGUAUUUAAUUCACCAUGAGGAAUCCCUGCACCGGCCUAUGUAUUACUUUUUGGCUCUACUCUCCUUUACCGAUGUUGCUCUCUGCACCACAACUGUACCCAAUAUGCUUUGUAUCUUCUGGUUCAACCUCAAGGAGAUCACCUUUAAUGCUUGCCUGGUCCAGAUGUUCUUUGUUCAUAUGUUGACUGGGAUGGAAUCUGGUGUACUUAUGCUCAUGGCCCUGGACCGCUAUGUCGCCAUCUGCUAUCCCCUACGCUACACUACCAUCCUCACCAAUUCUGUCAUUGCCAAGGCUGGGUUCGUCACCUUCUUGAGGUGUGUGAUGCUCAUUAUUCCCUUUACAUUCCUCUCCAAGAGGCUGCCCUACUGCCGAGGAAACAUCAUCCCUCACACUUACUGUGACCACAUGUCUGUAGCUAAGGUGUCCUGUGGGAAUGUCAAAGUCAAUGCUAUCUAUGGUCUGAUGGUUGCUCUACUAAUAGGUGUGUUUGAUAUAUGCUGCAUCUCUGCGUCUUAUACCAUGAUUCUCCAAGCUGUGGUGAGCCUCUCCUCUGCAGAUGCCCGACACAAAGCCUUUAGCACCUGCACAUCUCACAUCUGU